AUGGAGAACAUCUCCUCACACCAACACUUCAUCCUAAACGGCUUCAGUGAACUGGGAGCUCUGAGGCCCAUCCUUUUUGUCCCUUUCUUCCUCAUGUUGCUCCUGUCUCUGUUGGCUAACUCCCUGCUGCUGUACGUCAUCGUAUCACAGAGGAGUCUCCACUCACCCAUGUACAUCCUCAUCGCUGGGAUGGCCUGCGUGGAUCUGAGCCUCCCUCUGUUCUUCUGUCCUAAGAUGCUGCUGAGCUUCCUGUUUGACUGGAGGGGAAUCUCUCUGAUUGGCUGCCUGGUUCAGAUGCAUUUCAUCCACUUUGUGGGAGCCUUUCAGUCCACAUUGUUAGUAUGGAUGGCCCUGGACCGAUACUUCGCCAUCUGCAGCCCGCUCUACUACCAUGAACGCAUGGCUUUACCGGGGUUCUUGAAGUUCGUGGUUCCAGUUUUGUUCAGGAACUUCUUUCUAAAUACUCUGAUGGUGAGUCUGGUGGGAAAGUUACCGUUCUGUGUUGGAAACGUGAUGAAUCACUGUUUCUGUGAGCACAUGGCGUUGGUGGGGCUGGCCUGUGGAAGUACCACCACCAACAACCUGGUGGGGUUACUGACGGCAUUCCUGAUCCCUGUGGCCGACUUCGUCUUCAUCACCGCCUCCUACGCAGUCAUCUUCUGCUCUGUGCUCACGUCUGGAAAGGGGGGCGUCAAAGCUCUGCACACCUGCGUCACCCACAUUGUGGUCAUCACUGUGAGCCUGACCAUCGCCCUCGUUGCUUUCCUGUCCUAUCGGAUCAGAAACGGACUUCCUGCCGCCGUGCGUGUUUUCUUCAGCACCAUGUACCUGCUGUUCCCGAGUUGCUUCAACCCAAUCAUCUACGGCAUCAGGACCUCCGAGAUCAGACAGCACAUCGUCAGAAUGCUGACAUGUUGUCCAUUUAUCCAGACUGUGGACUGUUGCUAA
Molecule: messenger RNA, 948 nt
Organism: Cheilinus undulatus (humphead wrasse)
Lineage: Eukaryota; Metazoa; Chordata; Actinopteri; Labriformes; Labridae
Product: olfactory receptor 52K1-like
Exons: 1
Coding region: 1-948 (315 amino acids)
Biological process (GO): G protein-coupled receptor signaling pathway
Cellular component (GO): membrane
Molecular function (GO): G protein-coupled receptor activity; olfactory receptor activity
Source: RefSeq, a predicted model, not a curated record